AUGUAUGAGAACAAUGCCUCUGAUCGAGAAGUUCAAAAGAAACUGGUGAAAGUUGGUUGUAAUGCGCUUGAUUUUAGGCGGUGUAACCUGUCACCUCUCGACUGUUUAGCAUUAGUGCAUGCACUUAAAUCUGUUGAAGGAAUUUUGGAUUUUGAUCUAACCGACAACAACCUUCAGUCGCUAGGAUGUAUUGAGAUUGCGAAGUUGUUACCUGGCAACCAACACAAUCAGGGUUUUUGCGAACUAAAAAGAUUAAACCUUAGUAGUAACCGAAUAACUGAUAAAGGGGUGAAACAUUUAUCUACAGCACUCACACACACUGUCUGCAAACUAAACAGCUUAAACCUCUUAGGUAACAAAAUAACUGAUGAAGCAGUUAAACAUUUAUGUACAGCCCUCACACACACUAACUGCAAACUAAACAGCUUAAACCUCGGGUUUAACAAAAUAACUGAUGAAGCAGUUAAACAUUUAUCUACAGCACUCACACACACUAACUGCAAACUAAACAGCUUAAACCUCUUAGGUAACAAAAUAACCGAUGAAGCAGUUAAACAUUUAUGUACAGCACUCACACACACUAACUGCAAACUAAACAGCUUAAACCUC
Porites evermanni is the source of this 609-nucleotide messenger RNA. Lineage: Eukaryota; Metazoa; Cnidaria; Anthozoa; Scleractinia; Poritidae. The record is from the annotation of a GenBank genome assembly.